AUGGGUCGACCGCGACGUGCAUCGAGCGGGCUACCCGCAGAUCCGCCGUCCAAUGUCGGCCCAGCAAUGUCAACGCUCGUAGAGCGGCCGGACUCGCCAUACAUCAGCGGAAACUACGACAAGCACUUGAAGCCUUCCUCUAAGCGACGGAAAGCACGCUCCCUCCUCCGCCGGUAUAAGCAGAUAUCACUACGGCACACAUGGCUCAACCCGCUCAUACUCGUGUCUGUCAUACUGGCAUGUUACUAUGCAAAUCCAGGACCGCAGAACCCUCUCCACCGAGCCAUAUUCCUCUCCUAUCCGCUAGGACCAGAUCACCCAGGCGGCCCAGUCAUGUACGGCAAGGGAAAACACGACUUCACCUUCGUCGCAUUCUACACCAUCGUUCUAAGCUUCACAAGAGAGUUCUUCACACAGCGAGUCAUCCGCCCCAUGGCCAUCCGCGCUGGCAUCCGAAAUCGCGCGAAGCAGUAUCGCUUCAUGGAACAAGUCUACACAGCCAUGUACUUCUCCGUCUUCGGCCCGUUCGGCCUCUAUGUGAUGUCGCAAGGCUCCCUCUGGUACUUCAACACGACCGCCAUGUUCGAAGGCUUCCCGCACCGGAGCCACGAGGGCGUCUUCAAAGCCUACUAUCUCCUCCAGGCUAGCUACUGGAGCCAGCAGGCCAUUGUGCUUAUGCUGCUGCUGGAGAAGCCUCGCAAGGACUUCAAGGAACUUGUGCUUCACCACAUCAUCACGUUGGCGCUGAUCUUUCUGAGCUACCGGUUCCAUUUCGCAAAGAUGGGCAUUGCCGUGUAUAUCACCCACGACAUCAGUGACUUCUUCCUCGCGACAUCCAAAACCCUCAACUACCUCGACAGCAUCCUCGUCGGCCCCUACUUCGCCUUCUUCAUCGGCGUCUGGAUCUACCUCCGCCACUACCUCAACCUCCGCAUCCUCUACGCCACCCUCACCGAGUUCCGCACCGUCGGGCCCUUCGAACUCAACUGGGACACCCAGCAGUACAAGUGCUGGAUCAGCCAGUACAUCACUUUCGGCCUCCUCGCCAGUCUACAAGCAGUAAACCUGUUCUGGCUGUUCCUCAUCCUGCGGAUCGCGAAGAAUUUCGUGUUCAGUAGUGUCGACCUCAAAGACGAGCGCAGCGAAGACGAAGAGGACGAAGAAGAGGAGGAGAAGGACGGAAAGGCCAUCAACGACGCAGCAAGAAAAGCGCUGGAGAAUGAUACGGGCAUGCAUACUGACAAGCCUGUCCUCCUAGUCAACGGCGAAGCCAUCAAGCCAGAGGCGAAACCCGAGGGGAUUCGGGAUCGGAGGAGGAAAGGCUGA
This is a messenger RNA of Cyphellophora attinorum, 1326 nucleotides long. Its product is annotated as Sphingosine N-acyltransferase LAG1. Gene Ontology annotation, molecular function: sphingosine N-acyltransferase activity. The transcript has 3 exons. Bases 1 to 1326 code for a protein of 441 amino acids. Gene Ontology annotation, cellular component: membrane. Lineage: Eukaryota; Fungi; Ascomycota; Eurotiomycetes; Chaetothyriales; Cyphellophoraceae. Gene Ontology annotation, biological process: ceramide biosynthetic process. The record is from RefSeq and is a predicted model, not a curated record.